AUGACCUGUACUUCCUCCAGUAACCCCUUCGGCGACUCCUUCUCCGACUACGCCACCCCCAACGCCGCCGUACUCCGCGCUGUCCCCAUCGCCGACCACGUCCCAAUCAAGCUCUCCCACGACUCCGCAAACUACCACGGCUGGAAGACCUACUUCUACCUGCUCUUCCGCGAGUACAACCUCCGCGACCACGUUGAUGGCUCCGCCGACCUCCUCAUCAUGGGGUGCGACUCCGAGUGGAUGGCGAUCGACGCCACCAUCAUCCGCUGGAUCUUCCUCACCGUCUCGCCGGACAUCUUCAGGACCGUCGUUCGCGAGGGCGAUGACGCCCACACGACCUUGGAUGCCUACUGCAUGCGUCUCAAUGCCAUCUCCGAUGAGCUUCACGACCUCGGGUUCCGCAUCGGCGACGAGCUCCUCCUCUCCACCCUCACCGCCGGCCUCAGCGAGGACCUCGACAACGCCGCCUCCAACCUCACCCUCAUGACCAACCCCACCUUCGAGCGCGCCGUCGAUUACCUCCGCCUUGAGGAACGGCGCCUCAAGGGUGUUCACGCCAGCGCCGUCCACUCCGCCCUUGCCACCGGGAUCAGCCAUGGCACUCCGCAGCCAUCUCUCCCUCCGACACUCACCACGCCCAUCCCCGCGCCUCAACAGCAGCCGCAACAAGGUGGUGGCGGUGGCGGCCGCAACCGCUGUCGCGGCCGUGGUGGUGGCCACGGAGGUGGUCCUCACCCUGGGUACUCGCAGCACCCGCCGCCGUGGAGCGGCGGCUACAACCCCUGGACAUGGGUCGUGCAUGCCUACACCAUGCCGGUGCCCCGCCCUCCCGCCCCCGGUAUCAUCGGACCACGCAUGCCGACUGAUCAGGCCUUCUUCGCCGCGCCACAACAGGCCCCUAGCGUCCUUCCCUACACCCCUACCUACGGUGGCCUCACGCCGUACACCGCCUGCCACGCCGUCCCCCUGGGAUCAUGCACUCUACACCGCCCUGCAGUACGCACUCCCUCCGGGCUCCUACACCGGCGGUGGUGA
Messenger RNA from Lolium perenne, 1035 nucleotides. Lineage: Eukaryota; Viridiplantae; Streptophyta; Magnoliopsida; Poales; Poaceae. The record is from RefSeq and is a predicted model, not a curated record.